Messenger RNA from Hemicordylus capensis (graceful crag lizard), 3226 nucleotides. RefSeq names its product phosphoserine aminotransferase 1 (gene PSAT1). Bases 98 to 1210 code for a protein of 370 amino acids. Lineage: Eukaryota; Metazoa; Chordata; Lepidosauria; Squamata; Cordylidae. Gene Ontology annotation, molecular function: O-phospho-L-serine:2-oxoglutarate transaminase activity; pyridoxal phosphate binding. The record is from RefSeq and is a predicted model, not a curated record. Gene Ontology annotation, biological process: L-serine biosynthetic process. The transcript has 9 exons. Gene Ontology annotation, cellular component: cytoplasm.
AGGAUAUCUGAACAGACAGCGCUGCGCGAAAAGCCAGAAAGUAGGUUAGCAAGAGAGAGCGCGGGAGACCGAGACUGAGCAGGCAUCCUUCCGAACCAUGGACGCAAAGAAGCACGUGGCAAACUUUGGCGCAGGGCCCGCUAAGCUACCCCAAUCGGUCUUGUUAGAAGCCCAGAAAGAACUGGUAGAUUAUAAAGGCCUUGGAAUUAGUGUUCUUGAAAUGAGCCACAGAACAUCUGAUUUUUCAAAAAUAAUCAGAACAGCUGAAAAUUGCUUGCGUGAACUCCUACAUAUACCAGACAAUUACAAAGUGCUCUUUCUCCAAGGCGGCGGAUCUGGACAAUUUAGUGGUGUCCCACUUAACCUUAUUGGGUUAAAAGAAGCAAGGUGUGCUGAUUAUGUCGUUACUGGAGCUUGGUCAGCUAAGGCAGCCAAGGAAGCAGAGAAAUAUGCCAAAGUGAACCUUGUUCAUCCUAAACUCUCUAGUUACACCAAAAUCCCCGACCCAAGCACUUGGAACCUUAAUCCAGAUGCCUCUUAUGUCUAUUAUUGUGCUAAUGAGACUGUCCAUGGGGUGGAAUUUGACUCUGUACCUGAUGUUGGAAAGACACUUUUAGUUUGUGAUAUGUCAUCAAACUUCCUCUCCAGGCCAGUGGAUGUUUCUAAGUUUGGUGUAAUUUUUGCUGGUGCCCAGAAGAAUGCUGGCACUGCUGGUGUCACGGUAGUUAUAGUGCGCGAGGACUUAAUUGGCUUUGCGCUCAAAGAAUGUCCCAUAGUGUUGGACUACAAAGUGCAAGCAGAGAAUGGCUCAUUAUACAACACUCCUCCAUGCUUCAGUAUAUAUAUCAUGGGUUUGGUCCUGGAGUGGAUAAAAAACAACGGUGGAACUGCGGCUAUGGAUAAACUUAGUCAAACGAAAUCACAAAUGAUUUAUGACAUUAUUGACAGAUCCAAUGGAUUUUAUGCAUGCCCUGUGGAAAAAAAGAGCAGAAGCAGAAUGAAUGUUCCUUUUAGGAUUGGCAGUAUUAAGGGUGAUGAGGCCCUGGAAAAGCAAUUCCUUGAUAAAGCUGUAGAAUGCAACAUGCUAUCCCUGAAAGGACAUAGAUCUGUGGGAGGAAUCCGUGCUUCUUUAUAUAAUGCUGUGACUAUUGAAGAUGCUCAGAAGUUGGCAGCGUUCAUGAAAAGCUUCAUGGAGAUGCAUCGGUCAUGAACUCAAGAACCUAGUGUUUGUGUUGCAUCUCUUCGAAAUAAAGUGUAAAGAUUGGAAGAUACGAAUAUUUUCAUUAAAAAUGCUCGGCAUAGCAUAGUUUAAACUUCUGAAACAAUUUAAUAAUUCCUGUAGCUCAUGUUGAGUAAUCCAGUACUCAAAAGCUAUCUCGGCUGAAAUACGUUGCUCCAGAAGUUCACUUUGGGCAUUGGCCCCAGUGCCAAGAUUUAUUAUAUAUCACAAUGGAGUGAGGGAGGAAUAUUCAAUAUCCAUUAAAGAUCUGGUAAUAUUUGAAAUGUUGAAGCAGAUACCAGCACUUGUAAUAUGCAGGGGUGACAUCCUGAGCAACGAAGCAUGUGUAUAAGCAGGCUCUGAGGGGCUGUGCCAGGAGUCUGUGUGCAACUUCCCAGCCCCCCUGUGUGCAUAUUGUGAAGACUUAAAAGCGCUGCAAGAUCAGAAGUGCCCUCAGUGAUGUGUUCUGAUCUUACAGGGUGCUUGGAAGCCUUAGCCCCCUUGCAGAACAUCAUUUAUACAGGAGGACUGGGGGAGUUGCACGUGGUCUCCCAGCAUGCCCCUGCAGAGCUUGCCUGCUUUGUUAGUGUAUGUUAACAUUUGUUGUUGCAUACAAAUCAUACCAAAGAAUUUCAGAGGAUUGAAUUCUUUUGGUAAAUGAUUCCUCAGACUUCCCCAUUUUGAUGUAAAAUAUACCCAAGUGCCUUUUUGUUGCAGUGUUUCCAGCAUUUAGUCUCUCCUUUUUAAUUUACUAAAUUCUAAAACUUGAAUAGUGCCAUAUGUUUGGUACAGUAAACUGACUUAGAUUAAUUCCCUUGUUUACAUAUUGGAGGAUAACUUUGGCAAUAGCACUUAAGUAUGAUCAUUCCAAGCGCACACCAGUAAUGCUCCCUAAGGGAACUACUGCCAAUCAUCCGUUGCUGACCUCAGGCCUUACUCCUGCACACACUUUGAAAACUGGAUCCUUGUCAAACUGUAAAUUCUAAAGAUUUCUCCGACAUUAUUUCUUAUCUUAAUUUCUUAAGCAUAUGCUUAACUACAUCAAGGUGCAAUUUUUUCCUCCUUAAAAUGCUGAACAUCUUCUGACUUGUAGUGUUCCACUUGGCACAUUUCCCUUCUACUGCACACAAACAUUAUUCUUUCUUUCCUGCUUAUUGAUCUUUUGAAGUCAAUAUUGCCUUCAAGACUGACAGUACCUCUUUAUGAACGGUUUUUGGUCAGGAAUAUGCCAUGGAUUUUCUGCCUCCCCAGCAGCUGUGCCUGCAGCAAAACAGAGGCCUUGCAUAUUUUUCAUACACAUGUAUGAAAAAUAUGCCAUUAUGUAAGGCAUCCCCCCGCCAGCCCGGCAUAGAGACAAUUUCCAUGAAGAAAAAUUGUCCUGAGCAAAAUGACUAACAUUCCAACACUGAACCUCAUGUUAUGAUCCUUCUAUCUCUCUCAUUUGCAUGCCCCAUUUCAGGGAUUCACAACCUGUGGUACUCCAGAUGCUGCUGAAUUCCCAUCAUCCCCGCUACAAUUUAUUGUGGCUGGGCCUGAUAGAGUUGUAGUUCAGCAACAUCUGGGGUACCACAGGGCUGGGAACCCCUGCCCUAUUUCAUGUUCUCUAUCUUUACUCCCCCACUUGUCGCAUAUGUUCUGUUUUUAAAAAUAAAAUGUAUCCAAAACUAUUAGCUUCAGAGUCUGUGCUACAGGAUUAAACUACACCAAUUAAUUUUUUUUAAAGUUGUGGUGCCUUAGCUACUUAUCACAACAAAUUACUGGUAGAGCCAUAAUUUGGCUGUCUGAUUAGUCCAAUUAGAAUUUAAGCUCAUAGGGUUAUGAAGCACAGUAUGUAUGCUUAUAUUAUGUCAGUAAUGCCCCUUUUUAUUAUUGGUAUGAAUGCCUGAAGUUGGUGUAUAUGCACCAAUACAGAAGUAGUUUUGUCUGAUAAGUUUAAAAUAACCAUGUUUCACUUUCUGUUACACCAUGGGCUGAGGGGAAAACAAAAUAAAGUCUCUAAUAAUAGUA